This is a messenger RNA of Moneuplotes crassus, 3419 nucleotides long. Lineage: Eukaryota; Ciliophora; Spirotrichea; Euplotida; Euplotidae. The record is from the annotation of a GenBank genome assembly.
AAAUGAGCGAAAUUGCAUGGCUAUUCUACCAUCUCUGGCUUAAGCCUCACACAAUGACAAUAUCUAAAAGUGACCUUAAUGAGUUUGAAGAAAUCAAAGAAACCAGGAAGGGUAUGAAAUUAGUGAAGUUUCCCUUCGAGAUUCCUGAAACUCUGAUCUACAAGUCGGGGAAGGUCCAAGACUGGUACUUCAAAUCAAAAGAGGAUGUGGUUUUAAAAUAAGAACAAGUCCACUAUAAAGCCAGAUUACAUUUUAGAAAAGUUUAAUAAAGAUAUUAAGAAGCUUAAAUGCCCAGUAGUAGCGACAGCUUAUAAUUCAUGAGAGGAGGAGACAGUAACAGGAGCUUCCAAACUUUCCCUAACCACGCAUCAUAUUCGAUCCUCUGCUCUAAGAUCGUUGAUCAAGUUUGAAGAUAAGUCCUUCUUCACUGUAUUUCAAAAAUUCGUACCUCCAAAAGAAGAUAGAAAUUGCUUAAUAAAGUGAGUAUGGACCCCAACAUUAAUGAGUAUUUACAAGCGAACCAAUCCGAACUACCUGAUUCACAAGAAGAAAGAGUAUAAUUACAGAUUCAGCAGGAAAGAAGAAGACCUCGUGCCCACAUCUACUGAGGAGGAUGCUAAAAAUAUAGGAUUUUAUGGCAAAAUAAUCACCUAUGAAGGUCCCCAAGACAUGAGCUAUGAAGAACAAGUCUUCUCCACCAAAGUUAUGAAGGAAGUCACACAGGCUAUUGAUGCGAUAGUUGAGCAUCUCUCUCAACAAGAGAUCACCCUUCUGAGCGCUAACUUCUUCUUCAAAUAUAGCAGGAAUGAUAAGAUUUAUCUCUGCUUUGCUACUAAUAUCAAUGUUAACCCUGAGAAUUACCAAGAAGUCGCUAUGGAUAGAGAAGUUACCCUGAAAAUUCCUGAGAAAGAAGACUUAUUCAAUGAUCCUGAGUCUCAAAAUCGGACAAGUUCAGUCCCGAGGCCGAUCGGACCGAAAGAUGUAAGAAUCAGGCCUACUAGCUCAAAGCCUGAGCAAGCUUACCGUAGCCUGGUCUCUCAAAACAGAUUGAAAUAUUUCUGUCCACUUUGAGAGCAGAAAAUCUCCCUCGAUGAUGGGUACGAAUACACUAUGAAAACAAUAAUCGACCUGAUAAACUUCUACCAAGAUAACUUCGACAGCGAAGAUACUAAACUCUCAGACCGCUUAGAAUGUUUGAUCUUGCCCAUGAAGAUUAAAACCAUCAAAAUCAGCAAGAGUAGGAGAUCUGAAGCCAGGCAACAAUUGAAGACAAUUCCCCUCCCAAUUCGGGCCUUAUACCCCGGAAUGAGUUACCAAACCUACAAGCAAAAGAUGAAGGACCCGCUUUUCCUCUACGAUUCAGUCAAAUUAUGCGAGAAAUGCUAUAAUUUCAUCAGAAACCUUCAAGAAAUCAAGGAUGAGUAUGACCAAUAUGUUCAUAAAGAGAAUUUCAACCAUGACCUAAAGAUCAUGGAAUCUAUUUAUGAAGAAAAGAGUCUUAUUCAUAACCUCAGCCCAGAGAAAUCAGCUAUGAAAGCUUUUGAAGGACUCAACGAGCAAGGAAUGAUGACUUCCAAGAAGAGCAAUGGCUCAAAUGAUUUGUACUCAAAGGAAGAGGCUAAAGACUCACCUCUCAAAGACGAGAUCGCUAAGCUUCGCUCUCGGAGCGAAGCUCAGAAUCUUCUUAGACCUGACCAAGAGACCUCUGAUUUAGAGAACAUUGAUAUUGGACAGCCCAAAAUUUUCAAUUUUUACUCUAUCAAAGGGAAAAUAGACUCUGACUCCAAGCACCAUCAUGUUGAGAUAGACACUAGUUGACCAAAGGCUUCUUCCCAAGCUUCAAUGAAGAAAGAACCUGAGCGGAGCCAGGCUCUUUUCUUGCAGCAUGACGAGAAGGUAUCCCAGAAACCUUCUGGCCAGACCAGCAUCUUCUCAGCAGCAAAUGAGAUCAAGUCUUCAGACCUUCAGAAGAAAAUCUUGAGCGAUUAUUGCAAAUCAGAUUUAAUGCCUAACAUUUCUCAAAAAUUUCAAAGCGAGAACUUAAAAGCUGAGCAUAAUCCGAAAGCAGAUCUCCUUAAAAAUGCCUUCCUUGGUUUACAGCAGUAUGCAAAGGAAACUGAAGAUGAACCAAAACCCAAAGGCGAAGGUCAAAGAAAUGGUGAAUUUCAAAAAAACUUAUCUCGAAGAAAAGUUCAAAAAGAGCAAAGUAUUAAACCAAGGGAGUCUAAACUAACAAAUUUUUACCAAAACCGUCCAUAUAAGCCUGCUCUAGCUGCACACAAGAAGACGAAGAAAAAGGCACCGAAAUCAACCCUUCGACCAAAAAUCCCUAGACCUGAGUACCCUAGAUUCCAAGGAGAAAUGUCAAGAGAGACGUAUAAUAAGUUAAUGCUCCUUGCUGACCACAUUGAGAGGAAUAAUUUCACCCAGGAUGGCGAACUUCCAGAAAAUCUACAUGAAAUUCAGCAUAUUCCGGGCCAAAACCACAGUAUUGAUCCUGAUGAUUUGUACCCAGAAGAAGCUAAUAGCGAGAAGCCUCAUAUGGUACCAAAGAGGUUGAAGAUCCAACAGUCUCGAAGAAAGAGGCCUAGGCCUAGCUCGUGCAAGCGCUAUGGCUCAGCUGUUCAGAAGAUAAAAUAACCAUGCAUUCAUGAUCAGCAACAACUCCAGUAAUCGUUUUCAGAGAAUGAGUCAGUGCAAGGAAGGACAGGAAGAGUCAAGCAUAAACCAGAGCUCGCAUACCGCUCCUCAGAUGAUCGGUCUGACCAUGAAUUCGACAAAUCCCAGCAGAAUUAGGAGGAAAACCAAGGACUCCUUUAGUACUAUAAACAGAGGAAAUGUUACAGAGUACCAGCCAGGUAGAAAACCCAAGAGAAAGCCGACUUCUCGCGAACGAGAGCUUGAGAUAAUCAAGAGGAAAUAUGCUGCAUACAGAAGUAAUAUUUCCAACCUUCAUGAUCAAAGACCUAUAAUCCCAGCUAAGAGUAAGACGAAAAAGAAGAAAUCUCAAAGCAUGAGACGAAAGAGAGCUCCCAAGCAGAAGUCACAGCACUUGGGCUUCCCAGAUUGGAACCAAAUUCCCCCAGAAUUUAGAGCGGAACUUGAAGCCUUGGCUGAUAAGAUCAGAUAUACACAAAUGGCUGAAAAUCAGCCGCAGAACUUGCUUCACAACCCAAUGAAUGAAGGGUCUUUAGAGAUACAAGAUAUUGAUUACACAACCAAUCAAAUUUCAAGACCAGAGAUGUUCGAUUUAAAUUCUCCACAGGAUAUGGCAGAAAAGGCCAAAGGGGAAAAUCUUGACCUAGACAUGCUGAAUAACCCUGCUCCAAUAGAUAUAAGUAUUGAAAAAGAUGAAGUCGGCAUAAGACAAGACUGGUGGUAGAAUGAAUAUUUAAACCCUUCAACUAAAAAUUCAUCAU